This is a messenger RNA of Penicillium malachiteum, 1893 nucleotides long. RefSeq lists its product as uncharacterized. Gene Ontology annotation, molecular function: telomeric repeat DNA binding; double-stranded DNA binding; DNA helicase activity. Gene Ontology annotation, cellular component: nucleus; Ku70:Ku80 complex. NCBI's taxonomy places the organism in Eukaryota, Fungi, Ascomycota, Eurotiomycetes, Eurotiales, Aspergillaceae. Bases 1 to 1893 code for a protein of 630 amino acids. The record is from RefSeq and is a predicted model, not a curated record. Gene Ontology annotation, biological process: double-strand break repair via nonhomologous end joining; cellular response to X-ray; cellular response to gamma radiation. The transcript has 7 exons.
AUGGCUGACGAUAGCAAUACUCAUGAGGAAGAACUCUUUGAGGAAGAGGAGGUUGACGAAACUAGCUUUCGAGCUGUUAAGGAUGCCGUUCUCUUUGCCAUUGAUAUCAGCAGUUCAAUGCUGACCCCUCGUCCCUCUACCAACCCUAAGAAACCGGGUGAGGAGUCGCCAGCGUCUGCAGCUCUCAAAUGCGCCUAUCACUUGAUGCAGCAGCGUAUCAUAUCGAACCCUAAAGACAUGAUAGGUGUGCUUCUCUAUGGAACUCGCUUAUCCAAGUCCCAUGAUGGAGAUGAAGAAAGCGGUGCUGACCUCUCAUACCCUCACUGCUACCUCUUUACCGACCUGAACAUUCCAUUGGCCCAAGAUGUGAAAGAUCUUCGAGCUCUUGCAGAGAACGACGAAGAAUUUCGCGAAAUUCUCCAGCCAUCAGACGAGCCAGGAUCUAUGGCUAAUGUUUUGUUCUGUGCCAAUCAAAUCUUCUCAUCCAGAGCCUCUAACUUUCUCUCGCGCCGACUGUUCAUUGUGACCGAUGACGAUAACCCGCAUGCAAACAACGAGCAACUUCGAAAGGCCUCGGCAGUCCGUGCAAGAGAUUUGUAUGACUUGGGAGUUACGAUCGAACUUUUUCCCAUUUCUCGGCCAGAUCAGGAGUUUGACACCUCGAAAUACUACUAUGACAUAAUCUACAAAGCUGAACCCAGUGAUGGCGAAGCACCAGUCUAUCUUCAGCGAGAGACUAAAUCGUCUGCCCAAGGAGACGGUAUCGCAUUACUCAACUCUCUGCUAUCAAGUAUUAACUCGAGAUCCGUCGCUAAGCGGUCAUUAUUCUCCAAGAUACCAUUGGAGAUUGGACCAAAUCUCAAAAUCUCCGUGAAUGGAUACCUUUUGCUGAAACGACAGCAGCCUGCUCGAACUGACGAUACAGCACACACUGUUGAGAAAUCAGAAACCAGAAAGGCAUACAAGUUUGGCGGUGGACAGAUCUAUUUCACACCUGAUGAACUUACAGUAUUGAAAGACUUUGGAGAGCCAGUCAUUCGAAUCAUUGGCUUCAAGUCACUCGAUUCAUUGCCCAUCUGGGCUAAUGUCAAGCAUCCCACGUUCAUCUACCCUACUGAAGAAGACUACAUCGGCUCUACCCGUGUCUUCUCUGCGCUGCAGCAGAAACUUCUCAAGGACAAGAAGUUGGCUCUUGUUUGGUUCAUUCCCCGCAAGAAUUCCGUCCCCGUAUUGGGCGCCAUGAUUGCUGGCGAUGAGCAGAUUGACGAGAACAGCAUUCAAAAGCUUCCCCCUGGGAUGUGGAUUAUUCCUCUUCCUUUCGCAGACGAUGUGCGGAAAAAUCCACCCGGCGCCGAUUUUACCCCGGCACCAGAGCCUCUGAUCGAUACAAUGAAGGAGGUACUAGGACAGCUCCAGCUCCCCAAGGGCGUUUACGACCCCGUGAAGUAUCCGAAUCCAUCACUCCAAUGGCAUUAUCGCAUUCUUCAGGCGAUAGCUCUGGAUGAAGAACUUCCCGAACAGCCGGAUGAUAAGACUCUUCCCAAGUAUCGGCAAAUUGAUAAGCGCGCCGGCGAGUACGUUCUCCAAUGGUCCGCAGAACUCGACGCACAUAGUGAAAAGAUGUUUGGGGGAAGUUCUGCCGCAAGGUCAACUCUUGUGAAGCGAGGCCCGAGAGGCAGCACCGAGAGUGAUAACCCAGCGAAACGGGUCAAGGUUGAGGAUGGUCCCUCCGAUGUGGAUGCCGAGAUCAAGAGAAAUAUGGAGAAGGGGACUUUGUCGAAGCUUACGGUGGCAAUCCUGAAGGAUUUUCUUACUUCCCAUGGCCGUACUGCUGCAGGGAAGAAGGCUGAUCUCAUCGAACGCGUGGAGCAGUUUUUUGAGGAGAAGUCCUGA